This is a messenger RNA of Plenodomus lingam JN3, 867 nucleotides long. The record is from RefSeq and is a predicted model, not a curated record. NCBI's taxonomy places the organism in Eukaryota, Fungi, Ascomycota, Dothideomycetes, Pleosporales, Leptosphaeriaceae.
AUGCCAGCAAUUCAAAGCCUUGAAUCCAGUUCCGUCUCAUCGCGGCGAUGGGCAGCCCUGAGGGCCCGGGAUCCGUCAGCCAAUUCUGCCUUCUUCUACGAUGUCACGACCACGCUGAUCUGCUAUCGCCCAACCUGUCCCGCUCGUCUCGCUCGGCGGAAUGAUUUGAUACAGGCGCAGCAUUUCAUCUCGGUCGCUGUGGUGGAAGGGAAUGAUUGGACGGUUGCGGAGAUUGCUGCAAAGGUUGGACUCAGCAUAGGCCAUUUGCACCGUCUGUUCAAAAAGUAUUCAAAUACUACACCGAGAGACUUUGCCGCCGCGCAGCUCCCAGUACAUCGUGCUCAGAACGAAAGCCAGUUUAUAUCCAGUGGAAGUCUGGAUAAUCUCUCCAUGGGUCCAGAGCCAUCUGUCGUGCAGUCGAUAUCAGAACCACUGUUAUGGCUCCCCUGGGAUAGCUGGACAAGUGAUUUGGAGCGACUGAGUCUGCUACGUCUGGGCCAUCAAAUUCUUUUGACUCAGCCGACGCCUGGACAUGGUUAUAUUUCCACUCUUUUCCUCUUGAAUGAUUUGACAGAGCGGACUAUCAUACAAAUCCAUAAUCACUUCUCUCAACAGCCUCACAUUAUACAGCUGAUCUCGUUGACAUGGGUCCUUAGGCAGUGUGACUACCAACUGUCCGCACAAGUUUUGCAAGUCAUUUCCCUUUCAAAAGACUCUUUCUGUUCUUCCAAUCGGCCCAUCAGCAAACUCCGAGCUCUCAAGACUGAAAUUGAGAUGAAUUCCACAUACGAAAUCCCCAGCGUCACCCCUACCAUACAAAAGCCGCUUGACACAUUCUCCGUUUACAUCAAGGCUGUGAUGUCUUGA